AUGGUUCAAUCUGUAAAAGACCUUCAAGAGUUUAAAGACAUCGUCACACGCAGAUCAAGAUUCAACGGCGACACCGUUGCUAUUUUCGACUUCUGGGCGACCUGGUGCGGCCCGUGCAGGAUCAUGGAUCCCAUCUUCGAGACGAUCGCAGGCCGUUUUGAGGGCGCCAAGUUCUACAAGGUCGACGUCGACGAGGCGACGGAUAUCGCGGAGGCGGUCGGCGUCCGCGCGAUGCCCACCUUCAUUGCGUUCAAGAGCGACCAGAAGAUCAAGGAGGUUGUCGGCGCAAAAACCGGUCCCCUCGAGGCUAUGGUUGAGUCGGUCGCAACGGCAUGA
Messenger RNA from Epithele typhae, 336 nucleotides. RefSeq names its product thioredoxin. The record is from RefSeq and is a predicted model, not a curated record. The transcript is spliced from 4 exons. NCBI's taxonomy places the organism in Eukaryota, Fungi, Basidiomycota, Agaricomycetes, Polyporales, Epitheliaceae. Bases 1 to 336 code for a protein of 111 amino acids.